AUGCUUAAUACGCGAGGACCGAAACAGCGCAGGCGUUUACUCUUAGCGAACGUGGUUAAAAGCCAAAUACUGUAUGCGGCCCCAAUUUGGUCAAACGCCGCACAGUGUCCAUCAUACUUCCGCGGAGUCAACUCAACAUACCGUUUAUGCGCGCUCCGAGUUCGCAGCGCCUUCAGAACAGUGUCGGACGAAGCAGCUUUCGUAAUCGGCAGUAUGAUACCCGUAGAUAUACUAGCAAGAGAAUCGACGGUCCUUGCAUCCACGCGGCGUACUCUAACUCAACUAGACCGACAUCAAGCCCGGCAAAGCAGCGUUACGGAGUGGCAAAACAGGUGGAAUAGUACGACUAAAGGUCGUUGGACCUAUCGCUGCAUACCAAACCUGGUAUCCUGGCUUAAUAGAACGCAUGGCGAAGUAGAUUUUUAUCUGAGCCAGUUCUUGAGUGGUCAUGGCUGUUUUAAGGCAUACCUGUUUAAAUUCAAACAUGAGCACGACCCCUACUGCGACUUCUGUCUAAGUGGCGUGGAAGAAGAUGUCCACCACGUAUUCUUUGAGUGCCCUCGUUUCCAUCGGCAGAUGAACCAACUUAAACUUGCCGUUGGAGGGGUGUUUACGCCACAGUCAGUAGUCGACUAUAUGGUGAAAGGAACCAGCGAAUGGGCAUCCACCAGCGAUACACUAACUUCGAUUUUGAAGGAACUGAGGGACCUAGAGAGACAGCGGCGUAUCAGCCGUGCUUAA
Molecule: messenger RNA, 741 nt
Organism: Rhagoletis pomonella (apple maggot)
Lineage: Eukaryota; Metazoa; Arthropoda; Insecta; Diptera; Tephritidae
Exons: 1
Coding region: 1-741 (246 amino acids)
Source: RefSeq, a predicted model, not a curated record